AUGCCUCUUGAGGCAGCGAGGGGGACCCACCCAACUACUUUUGUCAGGGACAUUACGCAGCCUGAAGAGUUCAAAGUCUACACUGACUAUGAUGCUUAUGCACAUAGUACUGGUGAAGAUGAAAACAAGGUCAAUCUCGCUGAAGGGGAGGCUGAUUCCAUCACCGUUUCCGCAGGUAAUGACCAAAAUCCACCAAGCAUGCACCCUGCUGCAUCAGUUCUUGAAUAUGAUCAAGCUAAUACUUAUAACUACCUAUCAGGCCGUCUCCCACAGACAGCCGAUUCCCCCUUGAUCUCACCGACUCCUCCAACACCCACCUCAGGCCCCAGCACCCACGCACCGGCACAGCUACCUCUCCCACAAUUCCAACCUGCCAGCAUGCAAGUUGGAAACCCAACCCAAAUGCCAGCAACGCCAGCUCCAAUUCACCCACUGCCAAUUCCAUGGCAUCCACUUCACGAGACCAUCCCUGGCAUGACGCUGGGUUGGACAACGUGCAACACGGAUCAUCGAAGACACAAACGCUGCGACCACGGUCUGGACGGCAGAAUCGACCCUGUCUUGGCGGCUAUGCCGCACAAGGUGAUGGCUAAUCGCAAAAGCUGGCGUACGAAGAAGUCCAAGUGCACGAAGAUGGGUAGGAGUGAAGGCACGAGGCAAAAGGCAUUAUGA
Molecule: messenger RNA, 672 nt
Organism: Letharia lupina
Lineage: Eukaryota; Fungi; Ascomycota; Lecanoromycetes; Lecanorales; Parmeliaceae
Exons: 2
Coding region: 1-672 (223 amino acids)
Source: RefSeq, a predicted model, not a curated record